Ilex paraguariensis (yerba mate) is the source of this 540-nucleotide messenger RNA. Lineage: Eukaryota; Viridiplantae; Streptophyta; Magnoliopsida; Aquifoliales; Aquifoliaceae. The record is from the annotation of a GenBank genome assembly.
AUGGGGCAACCAUCUGUGCCACCUCUUCCAUCGCUGUCCCCGCCACUACAGCCUCCACAGUCUCCCCCACCUGAAGAAGUCAAUGAGGUAGCCAUGGAAGUGGAGCGAGACGAAGAUGAGGGUGGCAUUGUGGUAGAAACAUUUACAGACUAUCGCCCUCCGAAAUUAUCUAUUGGUCGUCCCCAUCCAGAUCCUGUUGUGGAGACAUCUUCCUUAUCUGCAGUGCAGCCACCUGAACCAACUUAUGAUCUUAAGAUCAUAGAUGACCUGGAAAGUUCAGAAGCAUUGUCAUGCUUGCAGAUUGAAACAUUGGUUUAUGCUUGUCAGAGACAUCUCCAGCAGCUACCAAGUGGUGCCAGGGCGGGAUUUUUUAUUGGAGAUGGAGCUGGUGUGGGCAAAGGACGAACAAUUGCAGGGCUAAUCUUGGAGAACUGGCACCAUGGGAGGAGGAAAGCAUUGUGGAUUUCUGUUGGGUCAGACUUGAAAUUUGAUGCAAGAAGGGACUUGGAUGAUGUGGGUGCAUUGUACAUUGAAGGUUGA